AUGCUAACACAAAUAGCCAUUUUGACGAAAAAAGUUGCCGAAGAGCAAAAAUAUCGCGACUAUAUCCUCAAGCAGCUUGAAAGCAAGGGUCUUUUGGCUGCAUACAUAAACGAUGUCCAGACUUGCCCGAAAGAGCGGCUCCAAUGGCACGCGACUGCUGAGCUUCUAUUGACUCUUCAAGUGGACACGAUGAAUACUAAUUCCAGCAGUCAACUUGAGCCGAGAUUCUGGCAAAUGGUCAAGCAUGAAGUUUACCAAGCAAAAGUGGCCGUUCAGUCGAAAAUGAAUGAGUACAACGCUUAUCGCAGCACGGAAUCCUCCCAAAAUUGGAAUGGCUAUCCUCAGCACGGUCAUAACAUUCCAUAUCCUGGUGAUGGUCAAUAUCCUCAAAAUGGACCACACGUGAUGGCUAACGAGUCUGCCAGCUUCUGCCCUCAAGGAGGAGCCUUUUCUUAUCCCACUCAUGGCUCGAUGGGUCAAAUGGGGAAUGGAGGACACGUGUCGAAUCACGCGAUCGGAUCAGCUCAGCCGAUGUCGAAUUUUCCGGAACAAGCAAACCCAAACGAUCCUUUCUACAACGUCCCCGAUCAAAUAGGACACUUCGCAAGCGACAUCCCUGACUUCCAAAACUGGCAACCGUAG
Molecule: messenger RNA, 642 nt
Organism: Oikopleura dioica
Lineage: Eukaryota; Metazoa; Chordata; Appendicularia; Copelata; Oikopleuridae
Source: the annotation of a GenBank genome assembly